UAUAUCCAUAGCUGCGAUGGCCACCAGCACAUCCGCUCUCCUUGUUAUUGUCGCCGCCGUCCUUGUUGCCUUGCCAGUUUCAGCCGGUCACCGGGAUGUCAAGCAUCCGGCGGCGGCCCCCUACCGCAACCCAUGGUCAUCAUUCCAGAACCUGUCCGGCUGCCAGGUCGGCCAAGAGCGCAAGGGCCUCUCCAAGCUGAAGGAGUACCUCUGCCAGUUCGGUUACCUUCCCAAGCAGACGUCACCGUCAUCAUCGUCUCGGUUCAACAACGUGUUCGACGCCCAGCUGGAGGAAGCCAUCAAGACGUACCAGUGCAACUUCAACCUCGAGGUCACCGGAGAGCUGGACGAAUGCACGAUUGACAAGAUGAUGGUGCCCCGUUGCCGCAAUGCCGACAUCAUCAACGGCACCUCCGCUAUGGGGCACUCGGCGGCGGCGGUCGUCCACGGCCGGAACCUCUUCACCCUCUUCCAGCCCUCAGGCCCCUGGCCGCCCUCCAAAAGGAGCUUCAAGUACGCAAUCAACGCCACCUCUACGUCCAUCGACCGCGCCACGCUGAGCAACGUCCUCGCGAGCGCGUUCGCGCGGUGGUCCGUGGCCACCACGCUGAGCUUCACCGAGAUCGCAACGGCGUCCGACGCUGACAUCACCAUCGGUUUUUACAGCGGCGACCACGGCGACGGUGAGCCGUUCAACGGGCCUACCUUGGCCCACGCGUUCGCCCCACCGGACGGCCGUCUCCAUUUUGAUGCAGCGGAGGUCUGGGUGGCCGGCAGCGAUGUCACAACGGCGUCAUCGCCCGCAGCCGUCGACCUGGAGUCAGUGGCGGUGCACGAGAUUGGACAUCUGCUCGGGCUCGGCCACACGUCGGUCGAAGGCGCAAUCAUGUACCCGUCCAUCCCUUUCCGCACCAGGAAUGUGGUUCUAUCCGCCGACGAUGUCAACGGAAUUCAGAGCCUGUACGGGGCUAACCCCAACUUCAAGGGAGCUGCGCCGUAACCGGGAUCACUAUGGACAGCGCCCCAAUGCUCUUCAUGGAGUAAAUAAGAUCAAUCACGUAAGUCAAUUUGUGGCGCUAUAGGUACUAUGUAGUACUACAAAAGCAUAUGAUUACUGUACCAGAAUAAUGGUACACAGUAAAG
Molecule: messenger RNA, 1143 nt
Organism: Lolium perenne
Lineage: Eukaryota; Viridiplantae; Streptophyta; Magnoliopsida; Poales; Poaceae
Product: metalloendoproteinase 2-MMP-like
Biological process (GO): proteolysis; collagen catabolic process; extracellular matrix organization
Cellular component (GO): extracellular matrix
Molecular function (GO): zinc ion binding; metalloendopeptidase activity
Source: RefSeq, a predicted model, not a curated record